Molecule: messenger RNA, 535 nt
Organism: Dentiscutata heterogama
Lineage: Eukaryota; Fungi; Glomeromycota; Glomeromycetes; Diversisporales; Gigasporaceae
Source: the annotation of a GenBank genome assembly
AUGACGCACCAACUUCGUAAUGUAUACAUAUUCGAUGACGAAUACGAAUCAUUAGUAGACCUAUCUUCUCAACCCAUAUCACAUUCUGAGUCUAACAAUUCUGAUAAUCCUACCAUUUCAUCUUUAUCCAACCCACUUAAUAACGACCCUCAAACUCGUACAUAUUGGAGACCCUCAAAUGAACUCCAAAAUUUAUAUGAUAGGUUCCAAAAUAAUAUUUUAAAACAAUGGCCCCGAAUUGCUUGUGUAUAUUGCGGAACCCUUCUAUAUCCUGAAAAAGCAUCAUGGAUAAUUUACAAUCCAUCAAUUACUUACCCUCUACAGCAACGCAAACCCGGUGUUUCCUUAUCCUUUAACCCCAAUGUUAAUCUAAUUACAGAUUUUAGAGUACCUACCUCACAACACAGCCAAACUAAUAACGAAAUACCUCCCGUCAACUCUCAUGAAAUAAUAGUACCUAACUAUGAUUUUCCAGACGAAAUCCAUAAUGAAGAUUUUCACUAUACCAGAUUAAUGGCAGGCUUUGUCCAAGAAA